Molecule: messenger RNA, 1215 nt
Organism: Brassica rapa (field mustard)
Lineage: Eukaryota; Viridiplantae; Streptophyta; Magnoliopsida; Brassicales; Brassicaceae
Source: RefSeq, a predicted model, not a curated record
AUCGAUACAUUUUUUUUGAAAAUAUUUUGUGUAACUUCUAGACCUUUGUACAAUUACUUUUUCUAUUGUUGCAAAAAAAAAAAAACAACAUAAACGUUGGCGUUUUGCUAGUAACUGAAAUAAAACGCAUCACCUUUAGUAAAUACAAGUAAACAAUAAUGACAAUGCAUAAGAAACAUACCUUUCAUUAAAACAAAAUUCAAACUGUUACAACAUUUGCUUCUUACAUAUACUCUCCGGACUAAAAUUCAAAAGACGAAGCAAUUGAAGUUUUGAAGAAUUCACAAUACAAAUACAUUUUAUAUCAUGGCCUUCAAACCAACUACCGUCAUCAAAUCCACGGCUGCAGCCAUAUUCACAAUUAUAGCAAUGGCUGCAUUCGCAUCUGCAUCCACUGGUUUAGUUCAAUCUCCUGAACAAGACCGCUACCUCAACCAAUGUCUUGGGAAGAUAUCUUCAAGGUGUGCAAUGUAUGCCACAGCCGAAAUGUAUCACCAUGGGCCGCUGAAACAAAACGGAUGUUGUCUAGAAAUUUAUCACAUGGGACAAAUUUGUCUUAACAUUGUGACAAGGCAUGUGAUCGAGGCCCUUGUUCCCAAACUUGAGCCUACUAAGAAACAAGACCUUAUUGACAAAGCCACACAAAUAUGGUAUCUUUGUGUCCCGGUUUAAUUUUUUAUAAAUGAAUUACCAUUUACCAUUCGAGUUAUACUAGUAGAGAGAUGGUGUUCUUUAGCUACUUUUUUUAAUUUCUUGAUAUUGAACAUUGUAAACAAUAAAAAGUCAUUCCGAGUCAAGAUUGGCAGCAAUGUUAUCUCAGUAAUAAUAAUACUAAUGGAUCAUCAUCAUCUUUUUCCAGUGGAGAAUGGCAUAUGUGAAAAACACAAAUUGGAUGAAAUUUUAUAUACAAAAACAGAUAUUAUAUAGAAGUUUUUUUUUUGUUUCUUUCUCGGAUGUUAGGUGCAAAGACACACUUUUGUGUUGCAAACCUCAACAGCUCUUUUACAAAAACUCUCUUCAUUUUCCAUACAUACAUUUUUGUUGUUGUUGGCCUUGUGUUCAUCUAUACAAUUACAUUGAUGUUGGGACCAGAGAAGUUCUGCUUUUGAGAACUGCUGCUUCUUUUUUUACAGCUUGAACGUUAAAAGCAGUUUCUUCCUGGCGCUUUUUUUCUCUUUUUCUUUUACAGACAGAUUAUUACAACGGCUACUAUUA